Molecule: messenger RNA, 5646 nt
Organism: Mesitornis unicolor (brown roatelo)
Lineage: Eukaryota; Metazoa; Chordata; Aves; Mesitornithiformes; Mesitornithidae
Gene: DENND4A
Product: DENN/MADD domain containing 4A
Exons: 30
Coding region: 19-5646 (1875 amino acids)
Biological process (GO): regulation of Rab protein signal transduction
Cellular component (GO): cytoplasmic vesicle; ESCRT I complex
Molecular function (GO): protein binding
Source: RefSeq, a predicted model, not a curated record
AACGUCUUGUAAUGGAAGAUGGAAGACAAAGGGGCUCGUGUUGCUGACUACUUUGUUGUCGCAGGUUUAACAGAUAUUUCAAAACCACUAGAGGAAGAAAUCCACUUCAAUGAUGCUUGCCAUAAAAUCGCUAAACCAAAAGAACCUAUUACAGAUGUAACAGUAAUUAAUAAAUCUCUGGGGGAGGAGGUUCCUCAGGGUUAUAAAUGCAUAGAUGUUACUCCCUCAGGAUUGUCUGCGGAUCUUAAUAAUGGCAGUCUUGUAGGACCGCAAAUAUACCUUUGUUAUCGCCGAGGAAGGGAUAAGCCCCCUCUUACUGAUUUGGGGGUUUUAUAUGAUGGGAAAGAAAGAGUAAAGCAAGGUUGUGAAAUAAUCCAAACUACUCCAUAUGGCCGGCCUGCUAAUAUUAGUGGCAGUGCCUCAUCACAGAGAGUGUACAUCACUUACCGAAGAGCAUCCGAAAACAUGACACAAAACACGCUGGCUGUUACAGAUAUAUGUAUAAUCAUACCCAGUAAAGGAGAAACCCCUCCACAUACAUUCUGCAAGGUUGACAAGAAUCUUAAUAACAGUAUGUGGGGCUCAGCAGUAUAUUUAUGUUACAAAAAGUCUGUGGCAAAAACCAACACCAUAUCAUAUAAAGCAGGUUUAAUAUGUAGAUAUCCCCAAGAAGAUUACGAAUCAUUCCCAUUACCAGAAUCUGUGCCUCUCUUCUGUCUACCUAUGGGUGCAACGAUUGAAUGUUGGCCAUCAAACAGCAAAUACCCUCUCCCAGUUUUUUCUACGUUCGUCCUAACUGGAGCUUCUGCAGAAAAGGUAUACGGUGCUGCUAUUCAGUUUUAUGAACUGUAUCCUGAAGAGCAUCUCACAGAGAAACAGAAAUCGCAACUGGGAUUAGCAGCUGCUGUUGAGGGGAAGGCAGACGCGUGCAGAACAGUUCAAACAAAUAAAUGCAUCUGUCUGCUCUCUCACUGGCCUUUCUUCGAUGCUUUCAAGAAGUUCCUUACCUUUCUGUAUCGCUACUCCAUUUCUGGUCCACAUGUCCUACCUAUUGAGAAACACAUUUCCCAUUUCAUGCAUAAAGUUCCUUUUCCAUCCCCUCAGAGGCCAAGAAUUCUGGUUCAGCUCUCUCCGCAUGAUAACCUGAUUCUUAGCCAACCUGUGUCUUCACCCCUUCCGCUGAGUGGAGGCAAGUUUUCUACACUACUUCAGAAUUUAGGACCUGAAAAUGCUGUAACUCUACUUGUAUUCGCUGUGACGGAACAUAAAAUUCUCAUCCAUUCAUUGCGACCUUCAGUCCUUACCAGUGUGACAGAGGCAUUAGUCUCUAUGAUCUUUCCCUUCCACUGGCCUUGCCCAUAUAUUCCUCUGUGUCCCUUGGCACUGGCUGAUGUGUUAAGUGCACCGUGCCCAUUCAUAGUGGGAAUUGAUUCAAGAUACUUUGAUCUCUAUGACCCUCCACCAGAUGUUAGCUGUGUUGACCUAGAUACCAAUACUAUUUCUCAAACUGGAGAUAAGAAAGCUAUUGCAUGGAAGAUCUUACCAAAGAAACCUUGUAAAAAUCUGAUGAACACUUUAAAUAAUUUAUAUCAGCAGCUGGCAGAAUUGCAACAGAGACCAAGAGAAGAUGCAUUAAUGGAAUUGGCAAUGAAUGACUAUGACUUUAAUUCUGGGAAGAAGCUGCAUCUGUUAGAUUUGGAGAUCCAGGAAGCAUUUCUGUGUUUCAUGGCCUCAAUACUAAAAGGUUACAGGUCUUAUCUCAGGCCCAUAACGGAGGCGCCUUCUGAAACAGCCACAGAUGCAAGUUCCCUCUUUGAACUGCAAGGUUUCCUCAAAAGUCGAGAUCGCUCACAUCAGAAGUUCUACACGCUGAUGACCAAAACUCAGAUGUUUAUUCGCUUCAUCGAAGAGUGUUCUUUCGUGAGCGAUAAGGACGCAAGCCUUGCCUUUUUUGAUGACUGCGUAGAUAAAGUAGAUAUGGACAAAACCGGGGAAACACGACUUAUAGAGCUGGAUGAGUCAUACAAGAGCGAGCACACAGUUUUCAUAACACCCCCUGAGAUCCCUCAUCUGCCAAAUGGUGAAGAGCACCCUCUACAAUACAGCUAUAAUGGAUUUCCAGUAUUAAAACUCGAUUUGUUUGAGCGACCCGAAGGAUUUCUCACAGCACCAAAUAACAAACUGUCCUCAAAAGCCAGUAGUCCCAACAGCCCCUCGCCAAUGUUCAGACGAACUAAACAGGAAAUUAAAUCCGCACACAAAAUUGCAAAGAAGUACUCAUCCAUACCACAGAUGUGGUCCAGGUGUUUGUUACGGCACUGCUAUGGUCUUUGGUUCAUCUGCCUGCCUGCCUAUGUGAAAGUGUGCCAUUCCAAAGUCAGGGCUCUGAGAACUGCGUACGAUGUGCUACAGAAAAUGCAUACCAAAAAAAUAGAUCCACCUGAUGAGGUUUGCUACCGAGUACUCAUGCAGCUGUGUGGCCAGUACGGUCAGCCUGUGCUAGCAGUGAGAGUGCUUUUUGAAAUGCAGAAAGCUGGUGUUGACCCUAACGCUAUUACUUAUGGCUACUACAAUAAGGCUGUUUUGGAAAGUACGUGGCCUUCAAGCAAUCGAGGUGGCUAUUUCCUAUGGAUGAAAAUAAGAAACGUUGUUUUAGGAAUAGCACAGUUUAAAAAAGCAUUGAAAAAGCUGCCCGCAAGCACAUCACAUACAGCAAUUCCUGGGGGACUUUCAGAUGUUGGCAAUAACACAUCGUUCAAAGAAGAAGCCAAGCAAGGGAAAACUUGUCUGCAAGAUAUACAAGAACAAAAAGAGGACAAGAGAGAGAGUGACUCCAGUUCUCUGUCAGAAGUGGAGAGCACAAAAGGGAGUGGUGACUGCCUGCCUAAGCUGAAUUAUCAAAGCUCAGAUAAUGACAAAGCUGCUUCCAGUAUAGUGCGGCUCAACGGUACAGUUGACAAUACGGUAGCGGAAGCUAGCACAGGUGAGUGGAAGAGAAAUUCUGUGGGAUUGCUGUUUACAUCAUCUUUUGAGGAUGCUGCUGAAGCGGAAGUUAUAAAAAGUAAAUCCUUAAGAAAGAGACAUAAAAGUGCAGUAGAAGCUGACUUAAGGGAGAUACCGUGGGAAAGCAGGAACCGUACCCUGAGUGGAGAUGGCUUAGUGGGACUCAUGAUAAAUAGAAUAAAUCAGGAAGCAAACCCUGGAGAAAUUGUUGAAAAGUUAGGAGCUGAUGCCAAAAUCCUAUCUAAUGCAUUACAGAAAAGCAUAAGGCCAAAAACUCUUAAUAUCAGAACUUCCUCUUUAGAGUCUAAAAGAGAGAGCCUGGAGAAAGAAUCUAGUGAUGAAGAUGCAGCUUUUGAUGGCAGUUUCACUGACAAAACAGAGUCUCCUGUUAUCUUUGAUCUGGAAGACUUGGAUGCAGAACCUGAAGCAUCUACAGCAGUGAAAUCCUCCAGUGAAAAAUCUAGAAGGCUGCAAAGAAAAAGCAGCUUUCCAGUAAAGCCAGUUGAAAAGACAGAUGUUGAAACCGGAUUUGAUCCGCUGUCCCUGCUGGUUGCUGAGACAGAACAGCAGAAAGAGGACGAGGAGGAUGACGAUGAUAGAAGUGUUUCUACUCCAUCUGCAAGGAGAGAUUUAGCUGAAGAAAUAGUCAUGUACAUGAACAACAUGAGCAGCCCUUUGUCAAGCCGUGCCCCGAGCAUCGAGUUGCAGAAACCCUACGAUGACAGAAAUGCUAAUAAAAAGAGCCCAACAAUAAUCCAACCUUGCAGGAGGUCCAGCCUUCCCCCAAACUCCCCGAGGCCGUCUGGUAUUACCAAAUCCAAAAGUUAUCAUGCAAAAAGUGAAGAAAGGCCAAGAGACAGGCUUUGGUCCUCCCCAGCUUAUUCCCCAAUCAGCCCAGCAAAGGAACAGCCACAGGAUGCAACCAGCGCGCUAACGCUUGUGUCUUCACCGUCAUUCAACUUGGAUACGCUGCUGACUCCGAAGUUUGAUGUUCUAAAAAGCAGCAUGUUUUCUGCUGGAAAAGGGGUUGCAGAGAAGGCUAGCAAGUGGUACUCAAAAUUUGCAAUGUAUGCUGCAUCCUCAAAGGAUCAAAAUUCAGACCGAGCAAGUGUUUCAUCUCUUGGAGCUCUGGACUCAGAAUCUACUUCUUUAACUGAUGAAGAUGUCUGCAAUGAUUUUGAAAGUGCUUCUCCUCAGGAGAAUACCACUUCAGAAAUUAAGGGAAUUGGCCUCAGCAGGACAAGCCUGGAAAGCUCAGCUUCCCACGAUGGUUCUCUUUCAAAGUUCCCUUUACCUGAUAAAUCAGAGUUGAUAUCUUCUUGCAGUACAAGUAGUACCAGUGUGUUUCAGAACUACGCUAUGGAGGUCCUCAUCUCGAGCUGUUCACGAUGUCGAACUUGUGACUGCUUGGUUCAUGAUGAAGAAAUCAUGGCAGGUUGGACAGCGGAUGAUUCAAACCUCAACACCACCUGUCCAUUCUGUGGCAAUUUAUUUCUGCCUUUUUUAAGCAUAGAAAUCCGAGACCUUCGGCGACCUGGACGUUAUUUUCUGAAGUCCAGCCCUUCGACAGAAAACAUGCAGUUCCCAUCACUUUUUUCAAAUCAAAGUGGGAAGUCCUGUAACACCACAGCUACCGUUGGCCUCGCUACAUCCCUAAUGUCUGUUCAAGAGGACAUAAAUUCAAAUUCAAACAGCAAAUCGAAGCAGCAUGACAGUGUUUGUGCCAGAAGUAUCCAGAUCCCCUCAGGAAGAAGACAAAAUACCUCUGGGUCAGAAUGUACAAGUCACCCUGUAGCAAGAAGUAUCAGUACUUUUGGUCCAUUGGAGGAAGAUGAGAAGGAAAACCAGAAGAUCAGCCAUAUCAUUCCUACUGGUAGCCUCCCUGCUACUUUGCAAGGACCAACAGAUUCCUUGGGCCUAGAAUGGCGCUUACCUAGUCCUGAUCCUAUAACAGUUCCUUAUCUCAGUCCUCUGGUGGUGUGGAAAGAGCUUGAGAGCUUACUUGAAAAUGAAGGGGAUCAUGCAAUAACAGUGGCAGACUUUGUCGAUCACCAUCCCAUUGUGUUCUGGAAUUUGGUGUGGUAUUUCAGACGCUUGGACUUGCCCAGCAACUUACCAGGAUUAAUACUUUCUUCUGAGCACUGUAAUAAAAACUCCAAGAUCCCACGAAACUGUAUGUCGGAGGACAGUAAAUACGUUCUUAUUCAGAUGCUAUGGGACAACAUGAAACUGCAUCAGGAUCCAAGGCAGCCUCUGUAUAUUUUGUGGAAUGCUCAGACCCAGAAGUACCCAAUGGUCCAUUUAUUGCAAAAAGAUGAUGACUCUUUUAAUCAGGAGCUCUUGCGAAGUAUGGUGAAAAGCAUUAAGAUGAAUGAUGUGUACGGACCAAUGAGUCAGAUAUUGGAGAGGCUGAACAAAUGGCCACAUAUUAAAAGACAGCGGAGCCUUUACAGAGAAAUCCUGUUUCUUUCACUUGUCGCCCUAGGAAGAGAUAACAUUGAUAUAGAUGCUUUUGACAGGGAGUACAAGAUGGCCUAUGAUCGUCUCACAGCUAAUCAAGUGAAGAAUACCCAUAAUUGCGACAGACCGCCAAGUACUGGAGUGAUGGAAUGCAGAAAGAUUUUUGGAGAACCGUAUCUUUAA